Symbiodinium pilosum is the source of this 876-nucleotide messenger RNA. NCBI's taxonomy places the organism in Eukaryota, Dinophyceae, Suessiales, Symbiodiniaceae. The record is from the annotation of a GenBank genome assembly.
AUGGGAAAUCUUGCUGGCGCCUGCCGCACUUUGAUGUGCAGCCUACAGGUUUUGGCUGGCGGCUCACGGAACCGCGCGCGAAACGAGUGCUACUUACAGACGGACCAACACCGCUUCCUUGAUGCUGCCAAGGCCGGCAACUUCUCACAAGUGCGACGAAUGCUCAGCGAGUCCCCUGAACUCAUCAACUGCCAGCCUGGCGGCCGUUGGUCGGCACUGCACCACGCAGCCUACAAGGGCAACCUCUCAGCCGUGCAGUCCUUGCUUGAGCUUGGCGCCUCCACGAGUUUGCGCACGAGGGAUGGCUUUACACCUGCAGAGGUGGCAGCCUCGAAUGUGUUCGACUACCUGCUGUACGUGUCUCUGCAGGCCUGGAAUGCAGAUGCACAGCCAAGUCUUGGCAGCUCCCAGGUGGUGUGGAUGAGCAGAUGCUCGAUUCUUUGGUGCUGUGGAGAUUCACACCAGACUCAAUUCCAGAAGGUCUUUGUGUGGGCGACGAUGGCCUGCAAUGUCACAUUUGUCUCGAUGACUUUGAACACGGUGAGGAGCUCCGGUCAUUGCCCUGUCGUCAUUCCUUCCACGCUCGCUGCGUGGACGAAUGGCUCCAACAGAAGAGUCGGUGCUGUGCCUCGUUUGAAAGCCGCUUUGUCUAUGUCUGCAAGAGCCAUUGCCAGAGUCUCCUCCAAGACUCCUAGGUCCAAUCUGCCGACGGGACUGUGCCUCAAGCGCUGCAGACCAGAGUCGGUGAGGCUCUUGGGGGGUGACACCGGGCCAAGUAGAGCAAUAGCAGAGCACAUAGUGAGUACAGAUACAGCCUGCUCAGGGGAAACAGAUGUCCCUGACAUGAAAGGACCAAUCUGCCGAUUUGAGAUUUGA